This is a messenger RNA of Phytomonas sp. Hart1, 1227 nucleotides long. The record is from the annotation of a GenBank genome assembly. Lineage: Eukaryota; Euglenozoa; Kinetoplastea; Trypanosomatida; Trypanosomatidae.
AUGGCAUCUUCAGAUCGAGUGUUACAAGUUAUGGAGCAGCUUAGUCGCCAAAACCCCUUUAGUGGAGUUCCUGAUCUUAUUGAUCCGCUGCGCCCUGAUGAAAAGAACAUUCCUAGCCAUCUUUCCUCUGCGGAGCGGCUUCCCUAUAUUCAGCAGCAGAUUAAUCUGCUUUGCUACAACCGUCUCCCGCAGACCUUUUUUAAUUUAGAGAAGCAUCGUCCUCUGCGGAGUAUCCUCAUGACGGGUAAAGAGACGCUCCAGGAGGCGUUGCCGAUUCGCUGUCUGGAGGCGACCUUCGUCGCGCUCUACCUCACCCAAGGGUUGAAAGACGUGAUGCGGAUCCCCUUGUCCUUCCGCACCCAGGUCAAGCGCACGCGUUAUAGCCAUAUCGUCCUCGUGGUGCACCUUCGCAACCCCACCCCGCUCUACGGCACCCUGGGCCUAAGUCGCAAGCGGACGCUCAUGUACAAGCCCCUGACCUUCUCCACCCUUUUCGACCUCAUCUUGGACUACAAGCAGGCCUACCAGCGGUUGGGCCACCGGAUGCUCGACGUCAAACUCGGCCUCGCCGUCCCCCACCGGACGGACUUCGCCCACGCCAUCUGCUGGCGCUUCGUCGCGCUGCGGUUUGAACGCUUUCACGACAAAGCCGAUAAAGCGGCGAGUGGCAGGGCCUCCCACGACCUUGGCUUUUCCCCCUCACGGGAUCACGAGGCAGGGCAAGAGCAGGGGGAUUCGGAUACGCGGCGGCAAUCCACCCCAGACGCCGAGGACCCCGCAAAUCAACUGUUCGACUCAAUAGUGGAUGAGUCGCCACGGAGCUCCUGUUCCACUGCAAGCUCGACAGGUCACCAGGCGAUCCUUGAGGGAGUGGCGGCUCCUAUUGAGGCAUUCCACGAAAGAUCUCCGAGCAGUGAAACGUUCGGUCCAGUGCGGCAAAUAUCCAUCGAAGAGGAUCGCGUUCUAUAUCAAUCUUUAGCGGAUUUCUUGCAAAAGUAUUCUCACCUUUUGCCCACCAUGUCUACCCAAUACUGCAAGCCACACCAUCGGGACCUGACUGGUGUAAAUAAUAAGGUGUUUUUUUCGAACCUUGAGGAACUUGAUGAACCUAAGUCCGAAAACCAACGACGCAUCGAGUGUAUUCAAAAACAGCGUUCGCCGUUGGAUUUAGGUUUAAUAAAAGCCGCAUCCCGUCCGAAACCUCCUAAAGAGAAAGGAAAAAAAUAG